This is a messenger RNA of Python bivittatus (Burmese python), 439 nucleotides long. The record is from RefSeq and is a predicted model, not a curated record. Lineage: Eukaryota; Metazoa; Chordata; Lepidosauria; Squamata; Pythonidae.
AUCCAUAUGUGAAAAUUCAUCUGAUGCAAAAUGGGAAACGGUUGAAGAAGAAGAAGACAACAAUUAAGAAGAACACUCUGAAUCCUUAUUACAAUGAAUCAUUCAGCUUUGAAGUACCAUUUGAGCAAAUCCAGAAAGUGCAAGUUGUUGUGACUGUUUUGGACUAUGACAAGAUUGGCAAGAAUGAUGCCAUUGGCAAAGUCUUUGUGGGCUACAACAGCACUGGUGCGGAGCUGCGACAUUGGUCAGACAUGUUGGCCAACCCAAGGCGACCCAUUGCACAGUGGCAUACCUUACAGCCAGAGGAAGAAGUAGAUGCCAUGCUUGCAGUCAAAAAGUAGGAAGAAAGCAAAAUGUGAAAAGAAGGCCUUUCUGCAUUUGCCCAUAUAGUGCUCUUUAGCCAGUAUCUGUAAAUACCUCAGUAAUAUGGGUCCUUUUA